Molecule: messenger RNA, 590 nt
Organism: Suncus etruscus (white-toothed pygmy shrew)
Lineage: Eukaryota; Metazoa; Chordata; Mammalia; Eulipotyphla; Soricidae
Product: netrin receptor DCC-like
Exons: 3
Coding region: 87-590 (167 amino acids)
Biological process (GO): cell-cell adhesion
Source: RefSeq, a predicted model, not a curated record
UUGCAUGUAUGCAUGCUUGUGUGAGUGCAUGUGUGUGAGUGCCGCCUUUGCCCAGGACCCCCAGCCCCGAAGGUGUUGGCUGAAAUAUGGAGAAUAGUCUUGGAUGUGUUUGGGGACCCAAGCUGGCUUUUGUACUCCUCGGAGCUACCCUGUUCAGCGCACAUCUUCAAGUCUCGGGGUUCCAGAUUAAGGCAUUUACAGCAUUGCACUUCCUGUCGGAGCCUUCGGAUGCCAUCACCAUGCGAGGAGGGAAUGUCCUCCUGAACUGCUCUGCAGAGUCCGACCGCGGAGUCCCAGUUAUCAAGUGGAAGAAAGAUGGCAUCCACCUAGCCCUGGGGAUGGAUGACAGGAAACAGCAGCUUCCAAAUGGAUCUCUGUUAAUCGAAAACAUACUUCACUCCAGACACCACAAGCCUGAUGAGGGACUUUACCAAUGUGAAGCCUCUCUGGGAGAUGCGGGCUCCAUCAUUAGUCGAACUGCCAAAGUUGCAGUAGCGGGAAGUAGAUAUUUAGCAUCUAAAAUGCUGUUGGAAAGCUGUGGAAGGAGCCGAGUCCCAGUGCAGUCAGUACGGUUCCUUCUGGCGCACUGA